Messenger RNA from Chlorella variabilis, 787 nucleotides. RefSeq lists its product as hypothetical. The transcript has 2 exons. Bases 78 to 641 code for a protein of 187 amino acids. Lineage: Eukaryota; Viridiplantae; Chlorophyta; Trebouxiophyceae; Chlorellales; Chlorellaceae. The record is from RefSeq and is a predicted model, not a curated record. Gene Ontology annotation, molecular function: acyltransferase activity, transferring groups other than amino-acyl groups.
CUCGCUCGCUCCUUUCAACCGCUCUUCAGGCCAGGAGAGCAGCGGCCACCGCUCACCGCCCCUAGCAGCAUCCAGUCAUGGCCCGGCUUGCUCUAGAGGUCGUAGUGCGACCUGUGAAAUCGCAGCAGCAGCUAGAGGAGUUUAAGAGCGUCACCGCCGCUUACCUAGAAUGGUUGGGAGAAGACCUUGGGCUCCUGGGGGGCAUUGAGCGCGAGCUGGCAAGCCUGCCUGGCAGCUAUGCCGCCGAGGCGGGGGGCAGCAUGCUGCUGGCGUAUGCGGCGAGCGGCAGCGGCGAGGAAUGCAUCGGCGCCGUGGCGCUACGGCGCCUGGCCGGGCACACGCCCACGCUGGGCGAGGGCGACGCGGUGGCGGGCGUGCCGCUGGCAGAGGUGUGCGAGAUGAAGCGGCUGUUUGUGCUGGAGGGGCACCAAGGGUUGGGCGCUGGCGCGGCGCUGGUGCGGGCCCUGCUAGCAACGGUGCCACUCCUGGGCUACCGCCUUAUGGUGCUGGACACGCUUGAGCGGAUGUCGUGCGCCAUUCGCUUGUACAGCAGGCUGGGAUUCCAGCCCUGCGAGCGCUACAACGACUGCCCGGUGCCGGACGUGCUGUACUUUGCUUUGCAGCUGGGGACAGCCACGUGAGGCAGCUUUUGCCAGGCCACUGGUACCAAAUGUUUGCAAUGAACCGUUCUUAACCUUUCUCUGUAUCUAUCUUAUCUGUAUCUUUAUUCGAUGACUAGCACUGCAAUCGCACCGACCACCUGCUUUCUGUAAACGUCUGCCCUGUC